AUGAUGGACCCGACAGCUAACCUAAAAACCUUUGCAUUUGAGUAUGGACUGAGUGGAAAGGAGAAAGAGCUUCUGUAUCUCCGAGAACGCUCAGCUGGACUCCGUCUCUGUGGCACCUUAAUCGACACGUUUAUAUGUCGAGAGAGCAUUAAAGAACAUAAUGCAGACGGAGAUUCACUGCGUGUGGGCAUACUUGGAUUGGGCCACAUUGGCAAGCAGUUGCUACUGUCGCUUCUCAACAAGACUGAAAUUAAACCCUCACACAUUCAGACCUCCACUAGAAGACCAGAACCUGCAGUGGAAUUUGUGCAGAAAGGGGUCGAAUGUUUCUCUGACAAUCGCAGACUGGCAGCGUGGACAGAUGUUCUCUUCCUUUGUUGUUUGCCAUCUCACCUCAUCAGAGUGUGUGCAGAUCUUCAUUUGCAGCUGUCAAAGCACUGUCUUGUGUAUGGCUUUAUCUCUGCGGCGUCUGUUAACAGGUUAGCAUGGCUUCUUGCGCAUAACUUCAUUUUCAAACCACAAUAUGACUUUGUUACAUGUGACACUACAGACAUGUGGCUGCCUAAAUGUCAGUUGACAGUGGCUUUGAAAGAUCCUGUAUUGAUGCAGGCAACAUGUCCUCUUGCAACAAACGGCGGUAUUUCUCUGGGUCCGAAAUGGUUGUAUGGAGUACUGUACAGCCUUCUGAAUAUCUGCACCGCUGCCAAUGUGGAAUCUGGCAAAGCUCUUGCUCUGAUCAACAAACUCUUUAAGUUGGAUGGGACGUCCACUGUGAAAGUCAUUGCAGAGAGUAUGUAUGUCAGUUCAUCUUGUGCAUCUGCCCUAGCUGCAAAUGAGUCCUUCCCAUGGAUCAGUUUGAUCGAUGUUCAGACAAAGCAGACACCCCUGUCACGCUUUUUAUCCAGUAGUAAACCUAUGCAGGAAGCAGCAUACAGAUCACUAAUGGAGAAGCCUUAA
Messenger RNA from Lampris incognitus (smalleye Pacific opah), 957 nucleotides. RefSeq names its product NADP-dependent oxidoreductase domain containing 1 (gene noxred1). The record is from RefSeq and is a predicted model, not a curated record. Gene Ontology annotation, biological process: L-proline biosynthetic process. NCBI's taxonomy places the organism in Eukaryota, Metazoa, Chordata, Actinopteri, Lampriformes, Lampridae. Gene Ontology annotation, molecular function: pyrroline-5-carboxylate reductase activity.